This is a messenger RNA of Meloidogyne enterolobii, 330 nucleotides long. The record is from the annotation of a GenBank genome assembly. Lineage: Eukaryota; Metazoa; Nematoda; Chromadorea; Rhabditida; Meloidogynidae.
AUGAAGAAAACUCCAAAUUUUGGUUAUAAACAUUUGGAAGCAUUUUUGGGUCCUUUAGAAGGCGAAAAUAUUUUAGAAUGGGAAAAGUACGAUUCUGUGGCUUUAGCGUCAAAAUAUCAAGGACCGAAAGUUGAAAUACUUUUUGACCAGGGUUCAAAAGAUCCAUUUUUACAAGAUUUAUUACCAAAUAAUUUAAUUUCUGUUUCCAAUCCGAAUAUUGUUUGGAAUUAUAAUUUGCGUGAAAAUUAUGACCACGGAUAUUAUUUUAUCUCAACAUUUAUUGAAGAACAUUUUUCUUUCCAUACUAAAAAUUUUGGGGACAAAAAAUAG